AUGGAACCCACCUCCCUCACCCCCAACGACCCCACAUCCGCCACCCCAGCACAGAGUCGCUCCUCAUCCCGCGCCCCCAACGUCCGACGGCAGGAAACAGAAGACAGCGAGAAGGCGGGACGAGUCUGGGCGAGAGAGGCGGAGGAGGAUCCCUGGGCGCCUUGCAUUUUGACUCUGGAUGGAGGGGGGAUUAGGGGGUACAGCAGUUUGUUGAUUUUGAAGGCGUUGAUGCAUGAGGUUUGGGAGUGGGAGGUGCGGUUGGCGGAGGAGGAGGAUGAUGGGGAGGAGGGGAGGGUUGGGAGGGCCCAGGCGGCAAUGGACACGGGAGGGAAUGAAUCCCCAAAGAGGAAGACCUCCCCCCCCGUCCACUACUUCGACUUCAUGUACGGCACAUCAACAGGCGGCCUCAUCGCCACCCUCCUCGGCCGCCUUCGCAUGUCCGUCCCGGAAGCCCUCACCCUCUACCGCACCGUCGGUGACGACCUCUUCGGCUCCCGCCGCUCCCGCGUCCCCCUCAUGACAAAAUACCACCACGAGCCCCUCGAGCGCGCCGUGCGCUCCAUCGUCGCGUCCCGCUGCACCGACCACCCGGACUGCGACGGCAACGACCUGCACCCGUGGCCCGAAUACCUCGAUCCCUCCGUCCUCGCCCAACCCGCUCCCUUCUCCGUCUCCGAACCACGAGUCUGCCAGAGCUGCUGUCUGACCGCGACCCACGACUCCAACAUCAGCGAAGCCUACCUCCUGCGAAGCUACCCCCACUACUACUCCCCCACCGCCCCGAACUGGAUAACUCGCUACAACGAAGGCGCCGCCCCCAUCUCCAUCUGGCGCAUGGCCCGCGCAACGACGGCGGCGCCCUUCUACUUUGAAAUGCUCCAUACGGUCCUCGAAGGCAUCCCGCGAGACUUCAAAGACGGCGGCAUCCGCGAGAACAACCCCGCUCCCGCCGCUUUAUCCGAAUUCCACUCCCUGUACGAAGGCACGGGGAUCGAGAACCCCGCGUUAUUACUGUCUGUCGGAACCGGGCGCCCGGAUACAACGCACGACGGGUUCGCGGAUACGCCGUGGCCAGGGGCGUUCGGGAAAGUGCCGUUUGUGUCGAAAUUCCUCGAGAAGCGCGCCGUUCUCCAGAACCUGCUGAUCAAGUACACGGAAGGCGAGCACGACCACCAACAAAUGCGCUCCCACGCCCGGGGCGAGAAUACGUGGUAUAAACGGCUCAACGUCUCCGAAGGGCUCGAGCAGAUGGGUCUGGAUUCCUGGGAGCGCGGGGAGUGGCGCGGGGAGAAAGGGGUUGCGGGGGGAAAGACGCUGUCGAGGAUGGAAGACGUCACGGGGGCGUAUUUGGGGAGGGGGUUUCGGCAUGAGGUGGAUAGUUAUGCGCCGCCCGGUGUGAUGUUGGGGCAGGUUGCGGAGAAGGUGGUUAGGAUGAGGAGGGCGAGGGAGGGAGAGGGGGGGGAGAGGUGGGAUGUUUUCGUUGGCAAGGCUUUGAAACAGAAGGAUGGGAAGGCUUCUGCGGAUGAGCCGUUUGGUCAAAUGAAUGCGAAGGCGUCUGCAAAUGGGGAGGCCGGAUGA
Molecule: messenger RNA, 1578 nt
Organism: Saxophila tyrrhenica
Lineage: Eukaryota; Fungi; Ascomycota; Dothideomycetes; Mycosphaerellales; Extremaceae
Exons: 2
Coding region: 1-1578 (525 amino acids)
Biological process (GO): arachidonate metabolic process
Cellular component (GO): membrane
Source: RefSeq, a predicted model, not a curated record